AUGAUACUCGAGAGUUGCGGAUUAAUUUUUAAAGGAAAACGAUUCGUUCGAUUAUUCAUCUUCAUAGUUGUAUGUCUUGGUUUCCUGAUAGCUGUCACUAUUCUAGCAGGUCUCACAAUAUUCGAUCGUCAGCACAAUCAUAUUCUCCAUGAUUACGUGGCACGAAAUGAUGACAUUGUUGUUUUAUCAACUACUUAUUACGAGAAUUCGAAAAGUUUUCCCUCAAAUACAGCUGUGAUUUUAUUCAAUUCCGUUCAAGUCUUCCAUUUGAAAUACUCAACACUGAAUGUGGUUGCCGAGACGAUGCAAGGAAACGUGGAAGUUCAAUUCAAGAUUCACCCAGUUAUCAAUACGAUUCCAUUUUUCUGUAAAUGGGUUCCUUAUCUUGCUGUUGGACAAGUCCCAGAAGAUCAUGUAUUGCUCAAGUUAUCAACGAAUAAAAAGGAUGGAAUGGAGCUCUCCCUGCGUACUCCAUUCCAAACUCCUCGGAAAGUUGUCGCUUGCUUUUCUCCUCUCUUCUUGAACGAACGCUGGCAACUUCUUCUAGCUACUGUUGAGAUUUACUCCCACUACGGAGCGUUUAUGCAUUUCUAUGUCCGAUCUAUGAUUUCUGACUUGUUCAAACUGAUCAAAGAAAACAAAAAUAGUCGGAUCUCUCCAUGGCCUGCUAUCAGAAUAGGAGAAUCCCGUGCAGCGUCUCCGAUGUUCGACCCUAAUACAGAGUUAGAGUUCAGAAAUCAGGCGUCUGCUAUGACUGACUGUCUUCUACAGUACAAGGAAUCGGCAGAGUUUGUAGUUUUUCCGGAUCCAGAUGAUAUUCUUGUUCCUACGUUAGGGAAGAAUUAUCAUGAAGAGUUUACGCAGGCAUUCAAUAUGUUUCCGACGGCUGGUGCUAUCGUAUACAAUAUGACACAAACUUCAAUCGAGUCUUCAACGACGCCAGCGCUAUAUUCUCCAAUUUCUCUUCUCGCAUCUAUCAAAUUUAAGGGUGAACAGAGAUGGGGGAAACUGGUCGUCCGACCGGAAAGAGUGGACAGCACUUGGAUUCAUAGGUCAUAUUCCAUCAGAGAGGGUUACGAACAGAAAGUUAUGCCUGUUGAUGUCAAUGCAUUCUAUCAUUUGAGAAUUUGGAAGUUUCCUGAUUUCCCAACUAUUAAUAGAACUAAAGUAUCAAACCCUCCAUAUUUCGAUCCAUAUCACUUGAAUGCCACUAAAAGAACGAUUUACAAAGUAUCAGAUGGUCUCAAAAUUCAACGGAAAUUCAAGAACCGAGUGUCCGAAGGGAACAUGAAAGCGAUCUAUUCCCGCCUUCCCAAGGUUUCUCUCUACUAUCCACUCAUUGAAGUGUGCUACAAUCGAAUAUUCUACAGUAUGAAAGAUAUUGGAACAUGCCGAGGACCCGAGUACUGUAAUAUUCCCGCUUUUCCCGGAUUACGGUGUACAAACGUGGCAAGUGAAUUCGUGACAUACAAGAGUUAUAGGAAUAUUUAUAUUCAUCAAUUGAUAUCAACUGAUUUUGAGGAGGGAGAGAAUGGAUGUACUCUCUAG
Messenger RNA from Caenorhabditis remanei, 1548 nucleotides. RefSeq lists its product as uncharacterized. The transcript has 12 exons. The record is from RefSeq and is a predicted model, not a curated record. The coding region runs from base 1 to 1548 and encodes 515 amino acids. Lineage: Eukaryota; Metazoa; Nematoda; Chromadorea; Rhabditida; Rhabditidae.